GGGAUCUGUGACCCACAUUCUCCAGAGGUAGUCCAAGGAGUGAGUGAGGGGGGUUCCCCCUCCCCACAACCCAGCACUGAAAGUGAGAAGAAACAUCUGUGUGGGUGUGUAGGCAGAGAGUCUGAAAUAGCCACAUGCAGUCUGCAGAGACUGCCCUUAUCCUGGUGCAGGUACAGAGGAAUGUAUUCUGAGCAACCAAGGAAGAGACAGCUGGUGGCCUAAAGGGGCCAUGCAACUGGAACAAGGCAGGCAUCACUUUGAUCUGCUGAUCAACCAAAAGCAAGAUGGGAUUGAGGACUUCUUAGUAGACGCCAGUGAGUAUAAGGCAUAGAUGUUGAAAGGGGAAAGGAGAAGAAAGAAAAGAAACCUGGAGUGAAAGUGGAGUGCUGUCAUUGCUGGUAGGGAGACUCUUUAACAGGACUGGUUAACAUCUUGACAGAUAUCAUUUGGCGAUUCACUGGAGAUUUUAUGGCACCUGAUCUCGUUUGCCGAGUGGUCCGCUAUCUGCAGGUUGUGCUGCUCUAUGCCUCUACCUAUGUCCUGGUGUCCCUCAGCAUAGACAGAUACCAUGCCAUCGUCUACCCCAUGAAGUUCCUGCAAGGAGAAAAGCAAGCCAAGGUCCUCAUCAUGAUUGCCUGGACCCUCUCUUUCCUCUUCUCCAUUCCCACCCUGAUCAUAUUUGGAAAAAGGAAACUCUCUAAUGGUGAAGUACAGUGCUGGGCACUGUGGCCUGACGACUCCUACUGGACCCCAUACAUGACCAUCGUGGCCUUCCUGGUGUAUUUCAUCCCUCUGACAAUCAUCAGUGUCAUCUAUGCCAUUGUGAUCAGAACCAUUUGGAUUAAGAGCAAAGCCCACGAGACUGUGAUCUCCAACUGCUCCGAUGGAAAGCUGUGCACCAGUUACAACCGAGGGCUCAUCUCAAAGGCAAAAAUCAAGGCCAUCAAGUAUAGCAUUGUCAUCAUUCUCGCCUUCAUCUGCUGUUGGAGUCCAUACUUCCUCUUCGACAUGUUGGACAAUUUCAGUCUCCUUCCAGACACCGAGGAGCGCUUCUAUGCCUCUGUGAUCAUUCAGAACCUGCCAGCUUUGAAUAGUGCCAUCAACCCACUUAUCUAUUGUGUCUUCAGCAGCUCCAUCUGUUUUCCCUAUGGGCAGCAAACAUCACGGGAUUCCAGAAUGACAUUCCGGGAGAGAACCGUGAGGCACGAGAUGCAGGUUCUAUCCAAGCCAGAAUUUAUCUAGACUCUGGGACAGUAGUAUGGCUAGUCUGAGCCCCAUCAGCAGUGCUGGGUCUGUCUCCACCUUGGGCACGUGCAUGGAACUUCUCCAUUCUGCUCCUUUGCACAAAGCAAACAUCCCAAUGAGUGUGUAUCUCUUACAUCAGCAAGUAUUGGCUAAUGUGAAGUCACCAACUGUUCAUGUCAGCCAGGAAAGAUGCUCCCUCCUCCCCAUGACUCCCAGCCCUCCUUCCCACUGGUCAGCACCAGAACCCAAUGAACAGAGACAUCUCUGGCCCAGGAUCAAGCUUAGGCAAGCAGAGGGGACUAAAGAAGCAUACUCAUGCUACGAGAGUCUUCUAAUUACAACUUCGGAUGUAAAUAAAAGACUUGUUAAAGCUUAGAUUGUCCCCCCAUCUUUGGAUUGGCUGUUUAGUAGUUGUAGCCCAGAAGAUAUCUGUCCUCAAAAUGCCAACAAAUUCAUUUCCAGGCAUGGGUACUUUGUGUCUCCUCUGCAGAUAGCCUUGGUUUGUAGUUGGGUGUGUUGGCAGGAAUCAACCUCACAGUACUGUUGUAUGAACAAAUGAUUUGUCAAAAGAACCCAAUGCUGGCCUUCCAGAGGAAAGUUAUAAUCGAAGUGUGCUUUCACUGAUGGGGAAAAAAAAACAACACUAAAAAAUCAUGGGCCCCAGAUUUCCAGUCUCUGAGAGUUGGGACCUAGGUCUCACAUAUCUGAGGCUCUCUGAAGGCCCCUCCCUUUGCAUUCAACAUUUGGGCCACUCUGGGCUCUGUUCCUCAUGUCGCAGGGACACUUCUUUCCCUUCCAUGAACCCUCUCUCGUUAGCUGGGAGCUGAAUUCCUGUGGCUUUUCUAGGCGUGGUCCCAGAAGCUCUAUCAUUUUUGCAUAUCAUAGCCAUUGUCUAUCUAACACCUCGGCCAGAAAGUGCUGGUGGGGUUUAUUUUGACAAGUCUGGAGUUUGGUAUUUAUAAGCAUAAUCCAAGUGAAAUAUGACUAAAUGUUUUCUAGUCAAUUUUUGCCAUCAGAUUUUUUCGUAAGUGGAAAUGGCAUAAUUUAAUUUGAUUAUAUAUACACCCCACCCACGGCUGUGGAAUGUGCGUGAACUCCUUAUUUUUAGCCUCACAUACAUUCUUGACAUUAAAAUCUCCUUGGCAAAAUCCUCCUUCCCAGAAUUAUUCUGAGCUUAAGUCUUUUUUUUUUCUUGGCCUACUGCUAGUGGAGUCAUUAAAAUGUGCAGUAUAUUUUAAUAGCACUCCAUUCCUCAUUAUGGUGUCAGCCCAGCAACUGCAUGUUUAAGGUCACAGUGGCAUUUUUCCCGCAAACUCUCUUAUCAAUUCUGUCUGACCUUAGGGAAAGUAUCUCCUUGGGCAGAAAUCAAACUCUUCAGUCACUAUCUCUCUGAGAAUAAUUCUCUGAAUUGAGUAGCCUGAAUAAUCUAGUUUAUGUCUACACAAUGGUUUUGAAGACUGCCUCCCCUUCUGUCCAAUCAGCUAAAUGUGAGCAACCCUGAACACUUUGAGCGGCUGAGAAGUACUUUUCAACAUUUCAUUCUCAAUCAAGAUGUGCCACAAAAGAAAAGACCCACAGAAUUGUUGCUAAAAUCGCUGCCUGCAUGGAAGCCAAUUAACAGAGCAAAAUCUGGCAGGUGUCCAGGAUGGCAAAAUAGGAGGCCUGGGUUCUCCUGACAGAUGCUUUCAAUCUCUGUCGAGUCCUGGUCUGCAAAAGAUAUUAGAUGUCUACCUCAUCUGUCAGUGGAGUCUGACAGUGAAGGAGAGAGUAGAGUGAGGGGCUGUGUGCUCUUUAGAAACUGGGAAUGUGAUUUUGUAGUUGUUGUAAUGCGGUGUAUCUCAUUCCCUGAGAA
Molecule: messenger RNA, 3097 nt
Organism: Acinonyx jubatus (cheetah)
Lineage: Eukaryota; Metazoa; Chordata; Mammalia; Carnivora; Felidae
Gene: NPSR1
Product: neuropeptide S receptor 1
Exons: 9
Coding region: 469-1242 (257 amino acids)
Biological process (GO): positive regulation of release of sequestered calcium ion into cytosol; neuropeptide signaling pathway
Cellular component (GO): membrane; cytoplasm
Molecular function (GO): neuropeptide receptor activity
Source: RefSeq, a predicted model, not a curated record